Messenger RNA from Pseudovirgaria hyperparasitica, 2715 nucleotides. Its product is annotated as cysteine proteinase. Gene Ontology annotation, biological process: protein deubiquitination. The transcript has 4 exons. Gene Ontology annotation, cellular component: nucleus; cytosol. Gene Ontology annotation, molecular function: cysteine-type deubiquitinase activity; cysteine-type endopeptidase activity. The coding region runs from base 149 to 2524 and encodes 791 amino acids. The record is from RefSeq and is a predicted model, not a curated record. NCBI's taxonomy places the organism in Eukaryota, Fungi, Ascomycota, Dothideomycetes, Acrospermales, Acrospermaceae.
CCCGCUUCAAUUGCGGCCCUUCACACACACGCCCUGUCGCGCCCUUCCGCUCUCUCCAUCCGCUUCCAUCCAUGUACACGCCUUGCAGCUAACGCCUUGACCGACCUCGCGCCGCCACAUUUGCGCUCCAUCCGCCUCUCUGCGCAACAUGUCGUCACUCUGGGGUCGCUUCAAGACGAAAGAUGGCCCAACCCCAUCUGCCAAAGAAGCUCCUGUCAAGAAGGAUCCCAACACGCCUCAGCCAACUCCUCUCGAGCUGAUGCUUGCGGAUGCCGGUCCCAUACGCAACGAUGGCAGCGAUAAGUUCUUUGGUAUUGAAAAUUUUGGAAGCACAUGUUACUGUAAUUCGAUAAUACAAUGUCUAUACUACUCCGUGCCCUUCCGGGAACAAGUCAUCAAUUUUCCUGCCAGGACCCCAAUUGAGGCUCUGAAAGAGACUGAGCCUAGCGCUCUUCCGCAGCUACAUACAGACCCAGCGACAACUACGCAGAAUGGACUCCUACUGCCGACGAAAGCAAAGGGUGUGCCACCUUCGACAACAGUCACCUCGCCCGCGCGCAAACCCGUGACGCCCAACAACGGCACGCCGACGCCGGGGACCAAGCCCGAGGACAACAAGGAUUCACCAGAGUACAGAAAGAAGCUGAUAUUGGCCGCCGGCCCGAUCAUAAAUAUGGACUAUGAGAAUUCUCAGUCCUACGGCAUGACGGAAUCCUUGUUUGCAUCCCUCAAGGACAUCUUUGAAGCUAUCAUCGCGCACAAGUCGCGAAUGGGUGUCGUGAGCCCCCACAAGUUUCUCGAGAUCUUGCGGAACGAGAACGAAAUGUUUCGCACCGCAAUGCACCAAGAUGCACACGAAUUUCUGAACUUGUUGCUGAACGAGGUCGUCGACGACGUGGAGAAAUUCUCAAGAAAGGCUAUAGCUGCACCACAGGAACCAGAGGAGUCUGCACUAGAGCUCUCGUCUGCGUUGACGUCAUCGGUAUCCGCCGGUAUGUACAGAGAUAUAGCGACGAAUGCGAGCGCAAGCAACACCAAAUGGGUUCACGAGCUUUUCGAGGGCACGCUGACUUCGGAGACACGAUGCCUUACCUGUGAAAAUACCUCUCAAAGAGACGAAGCUUUUCUGGACCUAUCAGUGGAUCUGGAGCAGCAUUCUUCGGUGACAUCCUGUCUAAGGAAGUUUUCAGAGGAGGAGAUGUUGUGCGAACGCAACAAGUUUCAUUGCGACCGGUGUGGUGGUCUGCAGGAGGCUGAGAAGAGGAUGAAGAUCAAGAGGCUACCGCGCAUUCUUGCUUUGCACUUGAAGCGCUUCAAAUACACAGAGGAUUUGCAGCGCUUGCAGAAGCUGUUUCACCGUGUUGUUUACCCGUACUAUCUGCGGUUAUUCAAUACCACAGAUGAUGCAGAGGACCCGGAUAGACUGUACGAGCUCUACGCGGUCGUGGUGCAUAUCGGCGGCGGACCUUAUCAUGGACAUUAUGUGUCCGUGAUCAAGACGCAGGAUCGUGGCUGGCUCUUAUUUGAUGAUGAGCUGGUUGAGCCGGUGGACAAAAGUUACGUACGGAACUUUUUCGGUGGCGAAAACGUUCUUGCGUGCGCAUACGUCUUGUUCUACCAGGAGACCACCGUAGAGGCCAUGCAAAAGGAGCAGGAGGCGGAAGGUCUUGCUGCGGCUCAAAAGGCAGCGGAGCGGGAGAAGGAGGCGGUCAACUCAGGGAAAGUCAAUGGCGCCACGGCAAAUGGCUAUCACCAUGUUCCUGUCCCGACUACACCAACCGACGAGACUGAACCUCAUUUCAUCAGUCUGGACCGCGUAGCUUCUGCCCCUAUGUCGCCGCAAUCGCCUUCUGCGGCACAAGAUGAGCCCGAGCAUACUUUGACCUCGCCUCUCGAGUCCACGGUUCCGACCUUGUCGUCUACGCCCAAGAACAGGAAGGCGGAUGCCGCUGCGAAGAAAGAAAAGAAGGCUGUGGAAAAGGCGGCCGAGAAGGAGCGCAAGGCACAGGAGAAGGCACAGGAGAAGGAGCGGAAAGCACAAGAAAAGGAGCGUGAGAAGGAAAUGUACGAAAAGCAACGAUCGGUAAUGGACCGCCGACGAGAAGCCCUGAAGAAACAGGAUGAAGAGCUGCAAGCCGCGAUUGAAGCAUCCAAGGCUUCGGCCGCCGAAGAAGCUCGACGGACGGGCACCACAAAUACCGAAUCCUCGAUUGCGAACACUGCCACCACCACUACGACCACCACAUCGACCGAAGCGACCGAGGCUUCGUCCGAAUUCGAAGCAUUGUCACAAAGUCCGCGCGCACGAAUCAGAAACGAAGAAAAUCUAAAAGAGAAAGGCCUCAUGGGCCACGGUCUGAGCAGGUUCCGGAACAGCAGCAUGAGUCUGAGGAACAAGCCUAAAUGGCUUGGGAACAAGGACAAGGGCGAGCACGAUACGUCACUAGAGCCCGGCAAAGACGAUAAAAAGGAUGGCAAAAACAGAUUUAGUCUGGGGAAGAAGAAGUCUGGUUUCUUUACAUGAUAUGGGUAGUUAAAGCUUUUGACGAUACCUCUGCAUGCUGGUUUGUUGGUACUGCAUAUCAUGGGCGCACGGGUCGUUUUUGACGCAUGGGCACAUUCAUACAGUUUUUCGGUCAUGUGGGCUUGUGAAGGCUGACGCUUUCGGGUACCUUGGAUACAUAUAUGUGUGUGCAUUUCGGGCAUAUAUUGGGG